Oryctolagus cuniculus (rabbit) is the source of this 2563-nucleotide messenger RNA. The record is from RefSeq and is a predicted model, not a curated record. NCBI's taxonomy places the organism in Eukaryota, Metazoa, Chordata, Mammalia, Lagomorpha, Leporidae.
GGGCCCUCCGACCCGCCGGCGCCAUGGGCAACUGCCACACAGUGGGGCCCAACGAGGCGCUGGUGGUCUCAGGGGGCUGUUGUGGUUCCGACUAUAAACAGUACGUCUACGGCGGCUGGGCCUGGGCCUGGUGGUGUAUCUCCGACACUCAGAGGUCAGCCAGGAGCACCUGCCAUUGACCACUUGCAGUUCUGGGGAAUAGGAGCCUCCUAAGCAGAAGGUGAAACGGCUGGCUCGGACUGUCUCUGGAGGUUAUGACCAUCCUGUGUCGCUGUGAGAAUAUUGAGACGUCGGAGGGGGUCCCGCUAUUCGUAACAGGGGUUGCACAGGUGAAGAUCAUGACAGAGAAGGAGCUUCUGGCUGUGGCCUGUGAGCAGUUCCUGGGCAAGAACGUGCAGGACAUCAAGAACGUUGUCCUGCAGACUCUGGAGGGACAUCUACGUUCCAUCCUCGGGACCCUGACUGUGGAGCAGAUCUAUCAGGACCGGGACCAGUUUGCCAAGCUGGUGCGGGAGGUUGCAGCCCCUGACGUGGGCCGCAUGGGCAUUGAGAUCCUCAGUUUCACCAUCAAGGACGUGUAUGACAAAGUGGACUACCUGAGCUCGCUAGGCAAGACGCAGACUGCGGUGGUGCAGAGAGACGCCGACAUUGGUGUGGCCGAGGCUGAGCGGGACGCAGGCAUCCGGGAAGCUGAGUGCAAAAAAGAGAUGCUUGAUGUGAAGUUCAUGGCAGACACCAAGAUCGCUGACUCCAAACGAGCCUUUGAGCUACAAAAGUCAGCCUUCAGUGAGGAGGUCAACAUCAAGACCGCCGAGGCCCAGCUGGCCUAUGAGCUGCAAGGGGCCCGUGAGCAGCAGAAGAUCCGGCAGGAAGAGAUUGAGAUUGAAGUGGUGCAGCGCAAGAAGCAAAUUGCCGUGGAGGCGCAGGAGAUCCUGCGCACAGACAAGGAGCUCAUCGCCACUGUGCGCCGCCCCGCUGAGGCCGAGGCCCACCGCAUACAGCAGAUCGCUGAGGGUGAAAAGGUGAAGCAGGUCCUCUUGGCACAGGCAGAGGCUGAGAAGAUCCGCAAAAUCGGGGAGGCGGAGGCAGCGGUCAUCGAGGCGAUGGGCAAGGCAGAGGCUGAGCGGAUGAAGCUUAAGGCUGAGGCCUACCAAAAAUACGGGGAUGCAGCCAAGAUGGCCUUGGUGCUGGAGGCCCUGCCCCAGAUUGCUGCCAAAAUCGCAGCACCACUGACCAAAGUCGAUGAGAUUGUGGUCCUCAGCGGAGACAACAGCAAGGUGACAUCAGAAGUGAACCGGCUGCUGGCCGAGCUACCUGCCUCUGUGCACGCUCUCACGGGUGUGGACCUAUCGAAGAUACCCCUGAUCAAGAAGGCCACCGGUGCACAGGUGUGAGGCUGCCACAGGCCCGCGCCUUUCAGCAGCCACCCGCCCCCCCUCCAGCACCCGUUUUAACACCACAGGAACAACGGGAACGUUACUGACUCUGGUGCCUUAUUUUGUAGGGACCAGAAGUGCUGCGUGUUUAGGCCAUCUCUGGCUGUCUUCCCUUCUCUCCUGUGUCUGUCUCCUUUUCCUCUCUCUCCCACAUUCUCACUUUCACUGCCACAUUCAUCUAGUUUGUCUCUUCCACUCUGGUCUCCCCUUUUGUCUCUUCCUUUGUCUGUCUUUUUCUCUCCCUCUCCUCCACCCUCUGUGCACAUCACUUACCCUAUGCUGAAGAUGUUUAUUAUAAUCACUGUCUGUCUGUGGGGGGUGGCCCUGCUGCUCCUCAGAUCCUGGUGCCUUGAAGUUCUCUGUGCAUCUGAUCAUCCUCCCUGUGGCCCUGGCCAGAGCUCAGCAGGAAUUCUGGGUGGGAUGAGCACUCCUCUGUCCUGGCCUGGCCCUCCCAGCCUAAGCCCUGCCCUGGGGAGCCCACAGCCUCACCCAUUCCUGCCCCUCUAAACCUGGGUAACCCUGGCUCUUCCCUACCCCAGGGACACAGGGGAAAGGGUCUUCUGUCUAUAGCAGCUCCCUCACUUUACUACUGCCUUAGGAGGCCCCUGCUUGUGCUCAGGGAAGUCCUCUUCUUGGGCCUGUCCCUGCUACGUGGGGUGGGGAUUGGUCCUAACUCUGCUAAGUUUUUCUGAGAUCAGGAUCUGGCCCUGCUGGGGACAAGAAUAUACGUAGACCCUCUUCCUGCUAUGGCUGCACUGUCCUGGGUACCAGGCCCUUCCAGUGGGCAAGGCUGUGCCAAUCAUACACAGAAUCAAGUGCUGUAAACCUAUUGGCCAGAGUCUCCAUGUGCCCUCUUCCUGGCCGGAGUGAUAGGGUUCUAGCCAUAGGAAACAGCCCACUCUUCUGUCUUCUUGCUUCAGUGGAGGCAGAGGAGCCCAGAGCCCAGGGCCCACACAUCCUGGCAGGGGUGCUGUGGGUAUCCCAUAGUCCUAGUCCCUGAUCCCUGGACCUGCCCCAACCUGUGUAGCUCUUCCUGCAUGUGGAUGCUGCAUGUCUGGUGUGGGGCUUGGAUGUUGCACUGCCCCACUGCCUGCCCUUUCUGGUAAAAUAAAAAUCUCUUCUGCCUA